This is a messenger RNA of Linum tenue, 4184 nucleotides long. NCBI's taxonomy places the organism in Eukaryota, Viridiplantae, Streptophyta, Magnoliopsida, Malpighiales, Linaceae. The record is from the annotation of a GenBank genome assembly.
CCUUGUUGUUAAGGCGGGAAGAGAAUCUUAUACCCGCUAUCGCCCAAAUCCAUAUUCCAUCCAACAAAGGCGUUGUUCCGUUUCCAGAAACCCCAAUUUCCCCACAAACCCUAAUUCACUUCUCUAGAGUUUGACGGCCCCCAUGGAUCGAUCAGCUGAGGGAGAGGGAGAGGGACCGGUGACAGUGGUGGUCGCGGAUUCGGGAGAGGACAGGCAGCCGAUCCGGAGGAUGGUUCGGCGGAGACUGGUGCAGUCUACGCUGUUCCCUAAAAAGUCCCCCGAAGGCGUUAAAUCUGGCGGGGAAAGUAAGAAACUAGAGGAUGAAGAGUGUAACGGCGACCUGAAGGGUGUGGAAGGUAGAGACGAAGGGGACAACUGCAGAAGCAGUCAAGGAAACAAGAGGAGAGUAGCGCGCAAGGCAAAGGCGUCGAGUUCUCAUAGUAGAACUCCUAAGAAGUCAAAGGGGAGGUCAUCAGCUGUUUCGACACCAAAAAAGGAGACAAUCAAUGGUAUUGAUCUGACGGAGGAUAUUGAUGUAACUCCUCCAUCUAUGCCAAACGUUCGAUUGGAGGCUAAAAUGGCCGAUGAGGAGUACUCCCAGAAGUAUUCUGGGAAGCAAUUGCACCCAUUUUUCUCAUUAUGGAAAGGGAGUAAGAGACAUCAUGUGGUGGGCGAUGUCCUGAGAGGAUCUGACCAAGCUCUAGCGCCACCUAUUCAUGUAUUUGAGAGGGAUGAGGAUGCUGCUGCUUCUCUAGAUUGGACGAACUGGGAACUUCAUGAGAAAUCCUUUGUAGAUAGUGCAUGUACUGUAGAAGAUUUCUACACAUUACGUUUUGAAGCCUCAACGGACAAUUUACUGUUCAGUAGGUUUCCUUUUGUACCUCAUAUGGAUGAUCUCUCUUGUUGGUCAGUUGCUGAUAAUAAUGUUUCUCUAGAUCAACAUCUUCCUCAGGGAGAAGUUUUAAAUGAAGAGUUGCCAAUCGUAUCCACUGUUCCAUCAUAUAUGAACGACACCUGCUGCCAACUCAUAACUGACAUGGAAACAGACUACAAGCCUGAUGAAUCUGCUUUUGGUGCACAAGUAACUGGUGAAAGUGUUGAGGAACCAAGUGUUUUGCAGCACGAGAGGUUUCGAUUUCUCUUCUCCACUUCCAACCUUUGCCUUAUGCUAUUCCUCUGAGUGACACCACAUUGUCUUGAUGGUGAAAGCCAGGUUGAUAAUAGAUUAUGGACUGACAAAUACCAGCCAAAGAUGGUCAGAGAGGUUUUUAGUAACAUUGAAGCGGUGAAUUUUGUGAAUGAGUGGCUUCACAGCUGGCAUCAAAAGGGCGAUGGUGCCAGCAAAUUUUGUGCUUCUGAGAUUGAUUUAGAUGAGCAAGAUACUGACUACUUGUGCUCCCAAAGUGACUCAGAGGACAUAGAAGAAAUGGGUAGCCGUAAGCCAGUUCUAUUGAUAACUGGACCAGCAGGGAGUGGGAAAUCAGCGGCAAUUUAUGCUUGUGCUAAGGAACAGGGUUACAAAAUCUUGGAGGUCAGUACAUCAGAAUGUCGAAAUGGUGUUGUUGUGAAGCAUAGGUUUGGUGAGGCAUUGGAGUCACAAUUCUUUAAAAGGUCAUUAGAGAGUCCUGUGAAGCCACCACGACACUUCAUGAAAUCCUCCUUUACCCAUCCAGAUAAUGAACUGAUGCAAGAGCACGAGAACAAGGUCUUUGACUUGGAAUCUAAAGCAGGCGAGCAGAACAUUUAUGAACUCACUGAAACCUGUGGGAAGUCUGACAAUACAACUAAAACAUUGAUUCUCUUUGAGGAUGUCGAAGUUGUCUUCCCCGAAGAUGCUGGUUUCGUUUCUGCUAUCCAACACAUUGCUCACAAUGCGAAAGGCCCUGUUAUAUUGACCAGUAACAGUGACAAUCCUGCCCUUCCUGAAAAAUUGGAUAGGCUUUAUGUGAAUUUUAAGAUGCCUACAGGCAAGGAUCUCCUUCAGCAUGUCUAUAAGGUUUGUUCUUCAGAAACAGCUGAUCCCAGACGUGAUGUCAUUGAGCAAAUAGUUGAAUGUUGUCAUGGAGAUAUUAGGAAGGCAAUAAUGCAUGCCCAGUUUUGGUGCCAGGGUAAACGAUCCAGGGAAACAGGUAAAUUGACAAGCAGUUCCACUUUGUGGUGUUUCAUUGUUGAACCUAACAUCUUGAGUUCAGGCACUCCAAAAUUAUUGGGACCAUUGAUCUUUUCUCCUGACGCUGCUCAUCAAUUACUGCCAAAGAUGAUUCCCUGGGAUUGUCCUUCUCAGUUUUCGGAGUUGAUUGAGAAAGAGAUCACAAAGUCGCUAUUACAGUCAGAAGAGAAGGAUCUUGCUGUGAGGGUCAUAGAAGUAAAAUCGAAAGCAAUGCAUGGCGAUUUGGUGGCAUGUGGAUUUACAAAGGACAGUACAGAGGCCAAGAAGAAAGCAAUGUUAGAUAGGAAUUGCCUUGAAUAUGAUUGCAGUAACUUCACUGGUCUCGGUGCAAUACAUGAUGCUUUCGUUACCUCAACUAGCCCAGUUUCAUUUUCCAGGCGAAAUGGUAGAAGAAAGCUUGAUCAUGUAGUAUCUUCAGAUUCCGAAGAUGAUACUGGAAAUAUUUUAAUUCUAGGCGAAAUUCCCAGUGAUGACAUGAGUAGGAAAAACUAUUCUAGCAGACAAGCUGAUGUUCAAUCGAGUUUUACAGCAGAGGAAGUGAAGGAACACUGUUACCAGAAUUCAGAAAAUGCAGUAGAUUUACACUCAAAUCAGAUCUGCCGAUCAAUUGAUAUCUCAUGUGUACCAGAGUCGUCAUUUGUUCCAGAGACCAACAUUGAUGAUGACACAAGAUUGUCAGUUGAUCAAGUGACUUCUACUUUGGAAGAAGUGUCAGUUACCAAUGGGUUUGAUCUCAAUCUAUCGCCAGUGGAAGAAUGUCUGGAUGACUGCAUAUCUGAACCUUGUAGAAUCUCUGAAAUUUUGGGAACCACUUGCAAUCAACUCGUGCCUACCUCAUCAUUUCAAGAGACUGAAGAUUCACAAACUGAUUUUAUGGGAGUCGUUGCCGAGGAUUACCAAUUGAUGGACGAGUGUAGCCGAAUUGAUUUCAAUAAGAAAUGCUCGGCAGCAGCAGCAGAACUUGGAAGCUUGGAUGAGGCUGACAUGGUUCGAGAGACCUGGAGAAAACUUCGUCACCCUCAUUCAGAACUAAGAAAUUUGGUUGCAUCGGAAGAUAAAAAUGCACCAGGCAUCGUCAGGAUUGCUUGUGGAAUGAGCAAUCUUGUUUCAGAAGCCGAGAUAUUGCUGUCAAAUUGCUAUUUGCCUGGUUCAUCGGAGCUCUAUAUUGCUCUUUCUGAGGCAUCAGAUCCAUUCAGGUGGCAUGUUGAGCAGCGAGAGAUGACGUCUAACAUUGUGCAGCAUGGUUUUGACUGCUAUGUUGAUGACAUUAACGGUUUGAGGUUAAAAAUGGGUCAAGACAAAAUAAAUUUGACUUCGGAAAUGUUGUCUAUCGGCAGCAUGGUGGAAGCUGAUUCCUCCAUGAUGGGAGAAGUUCCAAGCGCGAGAAUGGCAUCACAUAGUGAGCCCGAUAUAACGGAUAGACUAUCUGAAGGAGGAUUGGCAAAGAGUGGGGAGAACCACUCUCUUAUGUUCGACAUAGUUCGUUCCAUUGUCCCCUCAAAAUCACAUUCUACAAUCAAAGGUGAAUCAUUUCAGGAUUAUCUUUCCACACUGAGCCACAUAUCAAGAUCAGAAGCUUCUCGUUUAUCGGAACAAGGCAAUUGUUUAACAAGAAGACGGAAGACGCGGGCAUCUCAACAUUACUUGACUGGCGGCUCAUUAUCCCUAUCUCCUGAUCAGAUCUCGUUGUUGGAUAAGUGCAACGCCUACAGACAUGCUACUGGAGAGAACCGCACUGAUACUAGAUAAUUUCUUUUUUACAUAGCCUAAUUGUCAAAGUAAUUAUAACAUUUUACCCUUUUUCUAAUUAAGAUAUUGAUCUGCUGUGGGUAUAACCCGUAUGGUUUUGUUUUUAGGUGUAUCAUGACGACCUUUUUAAAGGUUACUCAUCUAUAAGCAACUCCAUCAUGAUUGCAUUUAAUUUUAGAGUUCUCAGCAGUAUUAAUCUUUUCACCUCAAAACAAGGGGGUCGGAUACUGUGCUAACCCUUACAGGGGUUUGUUUUUUGACACCC